AUGAACAUCACCCCAGAGGUUCUAGAGCAUUGGCUGAAAGCUUGGAAUCUGUCUCGAAGAGAGUUCAUAGAAACGUUCAAUUUGCAGCCGUUGGUUUAUGUGCCGGAGUUACCGCUCAGUCUGAAGGCCCUUUUCUCAGUCCUUUAUCUCUUGAUCUUUACCUUGGCUCUUCUGGGCAAUUGCCUGAUCAUCACCAAGAACAUGAAGAUGCCCGUCAAAAACUCCACCUGUAUCUUCAUCACCUCACUGGCUGUCAGUGACUUGCUCAUCUCCGUCUUCUGCAUCCCCUUCACCUUACUGCAACACCUCUCUGCCAACUGGAUAGCUGGCGAGUUCCUGUGCAAGAUGAUAUCGUUUGUCCAGACCAUGGCUGUCUCCACGGAAAUUCUGACCAUGGUGUGCAUCGCUGUCGAGCGCUUCCAGGGUGUGCUCCAUCCACUGCGGCCCAGAAGCACCUGCACAUCCCUGCAGGGUAAGAAGCUGACAGCGGUUGUCUGGUUGUCUGCGAUGGCCAUUGCUUCGCCCCUGUGGUAUGCACAGAAGAUUGAGGUUCAGCACGAUUUCCUCUUCGAAGUGCACUACAUCUGCUGCCAGGAGGUCUGGCACCAGCCCCAGCAGAGGAAAGCCUACACCACCAUCAUUCUGCUGCUUGUUUUCCUUGUCCCACUCAUGACACUGGCAGGCAUCUACGGGAAGGUGGCGUAUGAGCUGUGGUUCAAGCAUCGCGUUUACGACUCCGUCUUUCAAGCCCUGUCCAGAGCUGAGCUGAACAAGAGGACAAGAAAAAAGAAGCAUGCGGUGAAGAAGAUGGUGGCUGUGGUGAUUGUGUUUGCAGUUUGCUGGACUCCAUUUCACCUCGUCGUCAUGCUCUCUGAUUAUGGUAAACUGCAGCUGAACGCAGAGAAGGAGACUAUUCUCUUUGCUUCGGUACAGCUUCUGGGUUUCAGUAACUCGACCUGCAAUCCCAUCAUCUACAUGGCCCUGAAGGAAAACCUGAAGAGCUUCUGUAGAACCCUACGCUGUCAAAGGAGGAGGAUGAGUUGGAGAGCCUUGGGCAAGAGGGUAGAGCAAAACCCUUCCCAACCGUGCACCAACACUCUGCCCAUACAGCCACGUUCAGCCUGGGCGAUCGAUCCAGGCCAAGGUGCCCAUUUCUCACAAGUCCACACACUGACCAUCAUGGAUCCAAUCAACUCUCAGUUCCCCAGGGCUCAAGGGGAUCUCCCUGAAAAAACAAGAGAUGCACACAUCGCCUUUGUGUGA
Molecule: messenger RNA, 1263 nt
Organism: Pristis pectinata (smalltooth sawfish)
Lineage: Eukaryota; Metazoa; Chordata; Chondrichthyes; Rhinopristiformes; Pristidae
Product: pyroglutamylated RF-amide peptide receptor-like
Exons: 6
Coding region: 1-1263 (420 amino acids)
Biological process (GO): G protein-coupled receptor signaling pathway
Cellular component (GO): membrane
Molecular function (GO): peptide binding; neuropeptide receptor activity
Source: RefSeq, a predicted model, not a curated record